Messenger RNA from Octopus bimaculoides (California two-spot octopus), 1908 nucleotides. Its product is annotated as sarcoplasmic calcium-binding proteins I, III, and IV. Lineage: Eukaryota; Metazoa; Mollusca; Cephalopoda; Octopoda; Octopodidae. The record is from RefSeq and is a predicted model, not a curated record.
ACACACACACACACAUAUAUAUAUAUAUAUAUAGAUAGAUAGAUCCUUAUAUUAUCUCAAAAGGGCAGAUUUGGCAGUAGAGAGCAGUCGAGUGAUCGAAAUCUUUGGUGUAUUCUCCUCCGUUAAGGAAACAUUACCAAGUAACAAAGCAGAAUGUCAAACCAACAACUUUCCGAUUUCCAAAAGAACAAAAUCCUUCGUGUCUUUAACACAUUUUAUGAUUGCAACCACGAUGGGGUGAUAGAGUGGGAUGAUUUUGAACUUGCCAUCAAGAAAAUCUGCGACUUGCAUUCCUGGCCAAUUGAUGGUCAAAAACAUAAAGAGGCGAGGGAAACCUUAAAAUUGAUAUGGGACGGUCUAAGGAAGUUUGCCGAUGAAAAUGAGGAUGAACAAGUGACGAAAGACGAGUGGCUGCGAAUGUGGACCGAAUGUGUGAAGAGCGUCGAGAAGGGGGAAAGUUUGCCUGAAUGGUUAACUAAAUAUAUGAACUUUAUGUUUGAUGUCAAUGACACCUCAGGCGACAAUAUUAUUGAUAGACAUGAGUAUAGUACCGUGUACACAUCCUACGGCAUUCUCAAGUCUGACUGCGAGGCUGCUUUUGAUACUCUCUCUGAUGGCGGCAAGACAAUGGUGACGAGAGAUAUAUUCAAACGACUUUGGACUGAGUAUUUCAUCUCAAACGAUCGUAAUGCCAAGGGAAAUUAUCUGUUUGGAACACCAAGCUUUUAAUAGCAGCCUCUUAUUUUUACUUCCUUUAAAUACAGAGCGAAAAUUUUAAAAAAAUGACACAAGAAACAAAUAUAUCAAAAUGAACAAAUAAAUAUUAAAAUAAAUAUUAAUUAUAAUUAUUAUAAAAAUCAUCAAAAUCUUACAGCAAUCUUAUCUCAAUAACGCUAUUAUAACUAGCAAUCUAAAUGCUAGCAGUCAUAUCUAUCAAAAAAUAACUACAAUAAUAAUAAUGAUAGUGAUCUUAAUAAUUUUAAAAUCAUCAUAAUGUCGAUGGUGGUAAUAUUUUAAGAACUAUUACAACAAUAAUAAUAAUGAUUAAAAUAAAAAUAACAAGAAAAACAAAAACCGUAAUAAUGAUAAAAAUAAUAAUACAAUAAAAAGUAACAAUAGUAAUAUUAUAAUAACUAAAAUGAAUAUUAAAAUUUUAUUAAAACUCUUAUGAAGAAUUGUACUAAAACGUCUUUAAUAAUUGUGUAUCCAUUCCAUUAUUUUCAACAAAUUUAAUAACAGUGUAUAUCGGAUGUCAUUAAUAUUUUAAUGUUCAUUUAUUCGCAUUUAUUCUAUUAUAUUAUUAUAUUCAAAUUAAUCAAUUAAUUGAUUGCAUGAAAUAAUCAAACACACAUACACGCACACGUGAACUAGCACGCACAUCUACAUUCCCACGCGUAUUUACACACACACAUAGACACACACAUACACACGCACGAGCACACUGAGAAACAUAUAUACAUAAAUACUCCAAUAACCCAUGCAUACAUAUAUACAAACAUAACUAUAUAUAUAUAUAUAUAUAUAUAUAAACAUACAUACAGGCGCAUCACACUAUAAGCACAUGCAUGCAUAAGUAGUUAUACAUACAUAUAUAUAUAUACAUAUAUAUGUACAUAUAUGUAUGUGUAAAUAUACAUAUGUAUGCAUGUAUACACAUAUACAUACCAAUUUAAAAAUAUCAUUACAUGAUCGCUAGUCACCCAGGUUAGGGAUAAAAUGUCUGACAUAUAUCUACCUAGAUAUCUUUAAAGAUGUUCAACUACAAAUCCUUUCUCUUUCUUCAUGAACUCUCUUAUUUUUCCUUGUUAUAUUCUUGCUUUAAAGGGAGACAAUUACAUAAUAAACGUACAAAUACAAGUACAUGCGGAAAACAUAAUUCCUUUAUCUCAAAACUUCACUUUUGAUAUG